GGCGGGGAGAGCGCUCAGUGAAUGGGGGGGGGGAGUUGCCUUCACGGUUGUGUCCCUACGCUCACAAGAAGGAGGUGUGGGUCUCUGUCUCCAGUGUUUGCAUCUAUUCGGAGCAAAGAAGCGAUAGGCUGCCUUCGGAUGCGAACGUGCAAUCAUGUCACGAGCGCUGGACUGUGCAACGAGAGCAUCUGAAUAAUCCAUACAGGCGAUAAACAGACCCUACAGGAAUAAAGCAAUGGGUGGACAGAUAACGCGAAAUGCCUUUUACGACUCCCUUGGUGGCCCGUUGCCAUCCACGUCACACCGAUGUCACCACAAACCGAAGAGGUGCCUGCCUAUCCAGUGUGGCAGUGUUGGUGGUCCCCUUCCCAUCAGCCCACUUCUCUUCCAUCCAAAUGCUAAGGGAUCCCAAAUCAUCAUGGACCUUGCCCAGAAGACAGUCAAGAGACAGGCCAGUUUCUGCAACGCAAUCACCUUCUGCAACAGGCCGAUAGCGCUGUAUGAGCAAGUUCGCCUCAAGAUUACUAAAAAGCAGUGCUGCUGGAGUGGGGCUCUACGUCUGGGCUUCACCUCCAAAGACCCCUCUAGAAUAAACCCAGACAACCUGCCCAAGUAUGCCUGCCCAGACCUGGUCUCCCAGAGCGGCUUCUGGGCCAAGGCCCUGCCUGAGGAGUUUGCCAACGAGGGCAACGUUAUCGCCUUUUGGGUUGACAAGAAGGGCAGAGUCUUCUACCGCAUUAACGAGUCCAGCCCCAUGCUGUUCUUCAGCGGAGUCCACACAGCUGAGCCCCUCUGGGCCAUCAUCGAUGUUUACGGUCUGACCCGCGGAGUGCAGCUGCUAGACACUGAGAUUGUACCUCCCGACUGUCUGCGCCCACGCUCCUUCACCACAGUGCGCUCCUCCUCGCUGCGGCGUGAAGCCGACGACUCCCGCCUGUCCGUCAGCCUGUGUGACCUCAACCUGCAGCAGGAGGACGGACGCCCUGCCCACAGUCACUCCCACCGCCACACCCUCCACCUGGCCUCAGCCUCCUCCUCCUCCACCUGCCCCAUACCCCAGAACUCCCUCAACUCCCAGCAGUCCUCUCUGCUGCCGUCGGCCCUGGAGAGCGACCUGCACUUCCAUCAGCUGCGCGGCGCCCACAUCAAGACGCUGGACGAGCAGACGGUGGCACGAUCUGAGCACGCACGAGAGGAACACACUCUAGUUUUCACCAACCGGCCCUUGCACACUGGAGAGACUGUCUUCAUCAAAGUCACCAAGUCCAGCCCGGCACGCUCAGGCUCAUUAUCCUACGGUGUGACGUCCUGUGACCCAGCGGUGCUGCGCCCCAGCGACUUGCCCUACAAUCCAGAGGCUCUGGUGGACAGGAAGGAGUUUUGGGCAGUGUGUCGGGUGCCGACGCCUCUCCAAAGCAGUGACAUCCUGGGCUUCUUGGUCAAUCCGGAAGGGGAGGUCAUCCUCAGCCACAACGGCACCAAUGUGGGCAUGCAGGUGUGUGUGGACAACUCCCGCCCACUCUGGAUGUUCUUUGGUCUGCAUGGGGCUGUGACUCAGCUGAGGAUUCUCGGUUCCACUCAUCUCGGGGCUCCGCGGGCCACAUCGAACCCCAGCUCACCCUCCUCCUCUCCGCAUACCCCCAGCGCCCUGGGCAGUGGCAGCUCUGAUCCUGUGCUGAACGGAGGCCUGUGCUCAGCCGCUUACUGCAGCUCAGCAGGGGGAACAACCCAAAAUUCACCAGUCAGCCUCCCCAAGUCACCUACGUUCCCAUCAGGCCGUGGGCCUUGGUCCGACGAGUGCUCUAUCUGUUAUGAGAACAUGGUGGACACGGUCAUCUACGCCUGUGGACACAUGUGUCUGUGCUACCCAUGCGGCCUCAAACUCAAGAAGAUGUCCAACGCCUGCUGUCCCAUCUGCAGAAGGCAGAUCAAAGACAUUAUCAAGACCUACCGGAGCACGUAAGUGGACGACAGCUAACGGACGGACGGCCUCCCUAAGAACGGAAAAAUCCCAGAGUCAGGAAAAUAAAUGUCUAAGUUCAGGGAAUAUGAACUCUGGUACUUUAAUUUGGUAUAUUCAUACAAUUAGUGUUGGUUGGUUCUUUCGCAUGACCUUUUCCAAAGCCAGUACUGCUUCACUAGGGAGGUCUCUUUCACUUUAGCGUCGCUGUCACAGCCUCCCUGCAGAAACAGCACUUGAAGUGGCAGGGGGGGGUUCCACUGAGAACUUUUAUUCUUGCUAAGUGUUCACUCUCUCCUGGGAUCUUGGAAGACUUUGAAGGAGAGAGAAAAACUGAACCAAUUCCAAAAUUCUUCAUCUGUUGAGCCACGUUGUAAGAUUUAGGGAGUGGCACCCAUUUGCACCGAAGCAAAUGAGUCACUUUGGGGCCGAAUGUCUCGAUAAUAGUUCUUUUAGAGGAUGAUUGAAGCUCUGAAAUAUGCUGUCAACCUGAUGCAUAUUUCUGACUUGACCACUCAAUAAGAACGAACACCCACAAUAGGUAAUCAUCUCAGUAUGUCACAACUUUUGUCUGUGUGUUACUGGGCAUUAGAAAAGAGAAGGCAGCAUAAUGAUGAGGUGAUUUCUGUAAUUAUCGUGGUGAUUAUCAGUGAGUGAUGUGCUUACAGAUACAAGGCGGUGCUGAGUAUAUUAAGUAGGAUUGUAACACCUCUUGUACUCAUAUAAUUCAAUGUACCUUCAUGGUAGUUCUAUUGCAAACGUCAGUGGUAGCUAUAUUGUUGUGCUAGCUAGCUGCUUGCUCUGCAGUGUGGUAUGUUGCACUGAAAUCAGCAUUGUCCCCUCAGAAAUGCCACUUUACUGGCAGAGAGGAUAAAGACAUUCAUCAGUUCAAACAAACUAAAAGCCUGCAUCCAGCAGACUCAGCAGCUCUGACUCUAUGAAAGGAAACAGGAAGUGGAAAAAACAGUAAUUUGGAUUCUCCUCAGGGCCAGCAAUCUUUUUUAAGAAGAUGUGAACUAUUUUCCCAAACUCUACCUACAACCAUGCCUAAUACACUGUGAGCGCUCAUGACGAAUUGACAGGUCCUCUAAAAUAGCUCCCAUAACAACACAUAAAGUCAAAGGAUUGUUGCCAUGGUAUCAGAAGCCAGCACGGAUACAACACAGCCUCCUGCCUUAACCCACAGAAGGUUCAUUUGUUACAUGCGGAUGUAUCAUAUUCUGUGUUUUCUGCCGUUUUCAAAAACCCCUGAAAAAUUACCAAAUAAUGCUGUUGUGUGCCACUGUCACAAAAUGUUCACUCAGAGGAGAAAAAGCACACAAAUUUAAAGUUAUUUUUGUAAUAUAAAUCCAUGACAUUUCCAAUAUUUAACUAUUACAAUGUUUAAUAAACCUUGUGACAGGUCUUUCACCAGCAGCAAAGAUCCUUUAUAGGAAUCAGUUUAGGGGCAGGGUUAUAAAAAAAAAAAAAAGCUCAUAUUUUGGAUAUUUGUAUGAUUCCUUUCCCCUAAUUUCAUUUUAAAUUAUAUGUCUUGAUACAUCACCCAGAAAUUUCCCCUGUAAAUACAAUUCAAGAACUCAGCAGUAAGCCAUAGCUUAUUACAGGACAUCACUCGAAGCUGAGAGGCUGUUUUUUAGAAAUGACAUUGUACUUCAUUUUGUAGAUGAUCAACAAAUGGGGCUCAAACCUAUGCUGCUAUGGUAUUUGCCAGCUGUCCUCUCUGGGCAAAUGCUGACGGUGAUGUUUCACACAUCCCUCCUCCCACAUUACAGUUUGAUUACGCUACAGUUUGAAGUGUUAAUUCACAUUUGAAUGUUAACUUAUGUAUUUAGAGAGAUAAACGAUUUUUAUCUGUGUGCUUGAAUUGAGAAAAAAAAAAAAACAAAGAAAAAAGUUUUAUCUGUUUUGUUUUUUGAAGUUUGCUUUGAUUGAUAAUCAUGAUCCUAAGAUUUGAUUUCUUGUUUAUCCAAAACCACGAGAAUCUAAAUUUAUUCUUGUUUUUUAAUAGUGAGAAUAUAGAGGGUUUCUUGUACCUUGCAGCAAUAAGGGAUAUUGCAGUACACAAUCAAAACCUCAUUGCUAUGGGGUGCAAGAUGUAAACUCGGUUUUAUUACAAUCCCUGAAUUUCAGGUGUUAUCUUUUUGUAAUUUAUCUUCUUGUGUAUAAGCCCAUGUUAGGGACCCAUUCUGUAUUUAUAUCUCUCAUCAUUAUAUAGGCUGAAAGCCAUCACUGUAUAGUAAUGAUAAAUGUCACUUUAUAAAGCUACUGAUUGUAAUCUUGUAAAUGUUUUGGCCAGCGUUGACUCAACCAUGGCAUGUUUUAUUUUGUGCAGACACGCCGACCAAAUCGAAAAAAAUCUUUGAUUUUUUUUUCUUAUUAUUUUUUAACACAUUGUAUAAAUGCAAUUCCCUUGGUGCGAAACCCUGUAUUCAGUUUGGGCUUUUUUAACACUUACAUCCAUCGGUUUUGGAUCACAUUAAUUGAUCAAAACAACCUAUAAUUCAUACAAAAAAAAAAUAAAUACAAAUUUGGCUGUAAUCUGUUAUUUAUUAUUUUGUACACAUAUUUCAUUGAAAAGAUGUAAUGCCAUUUUAAUUUUAAAUUUUAUUUUUGCAUCCAAAAUACUCCACAGGCUCCUUGAAUGUUACUGAUCCUGUAAUGUAUUAUUUAUUUGUCCAUCGCUGAUGUGUGGACUGUUUCCUCCAAACCUGCUUUGCUUGUGUGUUUGCUUUCUGAUACGUUGACACUAUACCGAUAUGACUGCUGUGUGUCCGGCCAGCGGCACAGCAGCACAUUUAGAGAUUCUUUCCGUAGAUCUUUGUACUUUUUGUCACGCAUGCGUAAUCUGUUCACUCUGCGUGAACAUCGGGACCAACAGUACACGAGCAUCAGAGUGGAACGCUGUUAGUGUUCAUGUAGACUGGAACCAGUUCUUAGAAAUACUAUAUAUAUGGCCAUUGUUGUCUGUAUUUUCUUUCUUUUUCAUUUGAAACAAGUGUGUGUUUGUGAGCUCUCUUCGGUGUGAGUCGGAUGAUUGUGGUUAAUAAACUUUCCAGAUGUGUUUGAGCAAAAA
Messenger RNA from Siniperca chuatsi (mandarin fish), 5033 nucleotides. It is a transcript of the gene neurl1aa, whose product is annotated as neuralized E3 ubiquitin protein ligase 1Aa. The transcript has 6 exons. The record is from RefSeq and is a predicted model, not a curated record. NCBI's taxonomy places the organism in Eukaryota, Metazoa, Chordata, Actinopteri, Centrarchiformes, Sinipercidae. Gene Ontology annotation, molecular function: ubiquitin protein ligase activity. Gene Ontology annotation, cellular component: plasma membrane; postsynaptic density. The coding region runs from base 236 to 1963 and encodes 575 amino acids. Gene Ontology annotation, biological process: negative regulation of Notch signaling pathway; nervous system development.